AUGGAAUCUUGGCAAUAUACGACAGUAAAUAGUAUGAAGGUUCUCAACAAUGCAAAUGAUAUUGAACGUUUUAUAAUCGGUCAAUGUAGUAUAUGGAACAUCGACCAAUGGACACUUGGGGACAAGUUUAUUCAAGGCUUACGACAAUCAAUUCAUCGUUUGCAUAAUGACUUUGUUGAUGGUUUCGAAUAUAUGGAUGAAAUGGGUGAUCUCUGCUUCUUGCUUCUUAUGAUAAAACAACAUUCUGAUAUUCAACAAAAACAGGUCGCCUUCUCUCAUCAUAAAUUAUCGCCAACUACCAUUGGAUCAGGUGGCCAUGAUAAUGUCAUAAUUGAAGAAGGCACGGCUUUCGCAUGGUUGAAACAACGUGCAUAUGAUGAAUUACGUUUAUCCAAUGAGCAACGAGGGCAGUUGACGUCACGUUUCUUGGAUGGUUCAGGACUUCACAUAGCAAAAGCUGUAACAUUUUCACGUGACUAUACCAAAACUUUACAAGAUGGAGAGGCCACCAAUAUUAUAAGACAAAGUAAAUGGAACUCGUGGAAUAAUGGAUGGCGAUACCAUUCAGUGAACAGAGCCGAAAAUGGAUUUUUAAUUAAGAUACCUGAAAUAUUACAGUACAGCAGAACGUGUGGUUACGGUGAAUGGUUUCUAGAACAUUUAUCAAAUAAAAUUAAAUGUUUGAAAAAUCCUACACAAUUUACCAUACGAGAUGGCAAACAAUAUCUGCAAGGUCUUGGAAGAGCCCUAAACUUAACUAGUGCUGAUGGAUGGGAUAUGUUUCAACAAACAUUAUGUUUCAAUAUUGAAUUUAGUGGUAUCAGUGCAACAGAAUUUAAACAAUUGGAAUUCAAAGUCGGUGGCAAAAAUGGUACAGCAACCUAUCUACUCGUGGCAACAAAUGUUGAUUAUAGUUAUAAAGUGACAGUAUGUUAUGCAUAUCAUCAUAUUGAUCAACAUAUUCUGGACCAUGAAGGAUUUACUAUGCAAACAGCUGAUAUGACACUUGAUUGGAUGAGAGCAAAAUCGUGCCAAAGUUUAGCAACUAUGUUACCACCGAGCUUAGCACCACAACUAAUUUAUGAAUAG
Messenger RNA from Rotaria sp. Silwood1, 1089 nucleotides. Lineage: Eukaryota; Metazoa; Rotifera; Eurotatoria; Philodinida; Philodinidae. The record is from the annotation of a GenBank genome assembly.